CCCGCCCGCCGCCCAAGGCAGGCUGCGCACGUCUCGCUGCUGCCUGCUGCUAGUUGCUGCUGCUGCCCCUAGCCGUCGCUACCGACGAGACGUCGACGGCGACCCGGCCCUUCCCUGCCCUGCCCACCCCCGUCAAUUCCCACCGAAACUACCCGCCCGCCCCUGCCUUUCCGGGGGAGCGGAAGCGGAACCACCACCACCGCCGACGAGCCCCGCCGACUCUAGGGUUUGGGCCAUGGAGCUGCCCCCCGGCGCCGCCCGCCGCACCAACUACUCCCUCCUCUCUCAGUUCCCCGACGACGCCGCGGGCGCGGGGCCCGGGCCGGGGCCCGCGCCCGCCAGCGCCCUGCAGCGCCAGUCCAGCGGCAGCAGCUACGGCGGCGGGAGCUCCGUCUCCGCCUCCAGCGACUACCCCUUCCACCUCCCGCCGCCCGCCUCGGCCGCCGCGGGGCCCGGAUCGGCGGCGGCCGCGCCCGGGGGGUCGUCGCCCUGCAAGAGCUGGGCGCAGCAGGCCGAGGAGACCUACCAGCUGCAGCUCGCGCUCGCGCUCCGCCUCUGCGCCGACGCCGCCUGCGCCGCGGACCCGGGCUUCCUCGACCCCGGCGACCCCGGGAGCGGCGGGAGGGGCAGCGGGAACGGGAGGGCCUUCCCGCUCGCGCAGCCCGCGCCGUCCGCCGAGUCCCUCUCGCAUCGCUUCUGGGUGAAUGGCUCGCUAUCAUACAACAGCACGAUACCAGAUGGUUUUUACGUGAUUCAUGGGUUGGACCCCUUCGUGUGGUCACUAUGCACGGAUGUACAUGAAGAGAAUCACAUACCCUCCAUGGAAUCACUCAAAUCUGUCCGUCCCGACGAUUCUUCAAUUCAAGCCAUUCUCAUCGACCGGAGAACUGAUUUUGAUUUGGGUAUGCUGGAGAGUUAUGCUUCCAGCCUUUUGUCCAGCUGUACUGAUGCCAAGGAUGUGGUAAUCCAACUAGCCAAAGUCGUAUCUUCAAGGAUGGGGGGUACAGCAUCCAAUGAAGAUAGCUUGUUUCAAAAAUGGAAAGAGUGCAACGAGGCCAUCAAGUCAAGUACAGGAUCUGUUGUGCUUCAUCUGGGAAAGCUCCCUGUUGGUCUUUGCAAGCACCGCUCGUUGUUAUUCAAAAUAUUAGCAGAUAAAGUCAGUAUUCCAUGUAGAGUUGUUAAGGGUUGUAAAUAUUGUAAAUCUGAUGAUGCCUCCUCCUGUCUUGUACGCUUUGGGCUUGAAAGAGAAUACUUGGUUGAUUUAAUUGGGGAUCCCGGCCAACUUAGUGAUCCUGAUUCCUUUGUCAAUGGCCCCUACUCACUAUCGGUGUCCUCACCUCUUCAUCCUCCCAAAUUUAGGUCAUUGGAGAUCACUUCAAAUUUCAGCUCGGUAGCCAAGCAGUACUUCUCAGAUUGCCAUUCACUGAAUCUCUUGUUCAGUGAUUCUUCCACAGGUGCUACUAGUGCAGUAACUACUCUGGACCAACCUUAUUCUAAGAAACAUGUUGCUGGGGAUGAGACCAUGAACAACUGGAUGCCAGGAAAAGGGCAAGCAGCAAUAAAGCCGGACAUCAUUGUGCAAGAAGCUCCUCGUGAGGUUUUGCCACUAAUUUCCUCCAAUAUGAAACUUGAUAGGAAGAAAGAAUUGAAGUUAAUUGAGGAGACUCAGCAGUUAAGACAUACAGUCAGUGAUCUGUCACUUGCUGCGGAUGAUCUGAUCAUUCCAUGGAACGAGCUGGUUUUAAAGGAGAAGAUUGGAGCAGGGUCUUUUGGAACAGUCCAUCGUGCUGAUUGGCAUGGAUCGGAUGUUGCAGUCAAAAUACUUAUGGAGCAGGAUUUUCAUCCAGAGCGCUUCAGGGAAUUUAUGAGGGAGGUUGCAAUUAUGAAAAGUCUGAGACAUCCAAAUAUUGUUCUAUUCAUGGGUGCUGUCACUGAACCGCCGAACCUAUCAAUAGUUACAGAAUACUUGUCUAGGGGCAGUUUGUAUAAACUUUUGCAUAGGAGUGGUGCGAAAGAAGUUCUGGAUGAGAGACGCCGAUUAAACAUGGCAUUUGACGUGGCCAAAGGAAUGAACUACCUGCAUAGACGCAGUCCUCCUAUUGUUCAUCGUGACCUGAAGUCUCCAAAUCUUCUAGUUGACAAGAAGUAUACUGUCAAAGUAUGCGACUUUGGCCUUUCAAGAUUAAAACCUAACACCUUCCUGUCUUCCAAGUCUUUGGCUGGAACUCCUGAAUGGAUGGCACCUGAAGUGCUUCGAGAUGAACCAUCCAAUGAAAAAUCUGAUGUCUACAGUUUUGGUGUCAUCCUAUGGGAACUAAUGACAUUGCAACAACCAUGGUGUAACCUGAAUCCUGCCCAGGUGGUUGCCGCUGUAGGUUUUAAAGGUAGAAGGCUUGAAAUCCCUAAAGAUCUGAAUCCUCUAGUAGCCGCGUUAAUUGAAUCUUGCUGGGCAAGCGAGCCAUGGCGAAGACCCUCAUUUACAAAUAUUAUGGAAACUUUGAGACCAUUAAUUAAGGUUCCAGUGCCGCAGUUGAGUCGAUCAGAUUUGUAUGUAUGCUGUAUAGAACAAAUCAAAUCAAACCGGCUGCUGCGUUCACUGUCCGAACCACCUCCCUGCCUCCUCUUCCUCGCUUGCUCCCCCAAUCCAUUCCUCCCGAUUCCCAAACCCCAGAGGCGGCGCGGCCACCGAACCCUGUUCCGCGGGUUCGGCUUCGAUUGCCUCAGCCGCGCCUCUCAAACCCUAGCUCCCUCCCCCACAUGCUGCGCCCCAAACCCUAGCUUCCCCGCCAUGCGCGCCUCCGCCUCCGCGGCCCCCAUGGAGGCCUCCGCCUCCGCCCGCAGAUCCGCGCCGGGCCCCGACCCCGGCGCCAAGAAGCCGCGCCUCGCGCAGCCGCCGCCGCGGGACCCCAGAUCUUCGUCCUACGCCGCCGCCUCCAAUGGCGCCGCCGCCAGCGCCGCCGAGCAGGCGCUGGUCGACGAGCUGCUCGGCCAGUACCGGACCGCGCUCGGGGAGCUAACCUUCAACUCCAAGCCCAUCAUCACCAACCUCACCAUCAUCGCCGGCGAGAACCUCCAGGCCGCCAAGCCCAUCGCCGCCCUCAUCUGCGCCAACAUCCUCGAGGUUCCAAGUGAACAGAAGCUACCAUCUUUAUAUCUACUUGACAGUAUUGUCAAGAAUAUUGGAAAAGAUUAUGUUAAACAUUUCUCUGCAAGACUACCAGAGGUUUUCUGCAAGGCAUAUAAACAAGUUGAUCCUUCUAUACAUCAUAGCAUGAGGCAUCUUUUUGGAACAUGGAAAGGAGUGUUUCCGCCACCUCCUCUCCAAACGAUUGAGAAGGAACUUGGUUUUCAGUCAUCUGCCAAUGGAUCGUCAAGUGCUGCACCAUCGAGGCCUGAUUCUCAGUCCCCGCGGCCAUCCAAUAGCAUACAUGUUAAUCCAAAAUAUUUGGAAGCGAGACAGCAACUCAAUCAACCAACUAAGGGCAUACUGGGAAGUGGUGCUAAGGCAGCUGUAAUUGCUGAUGCAGGCGAUGAUGUUGAGAGGCCUAACAGGCUAGGUACUGAUAGAAGUGCAGGGCGACGAUUAGAUGCUCCUAACGCUAGGCCUAACAUUCAGCGCACUCAGAGGGACCCUUUUAGCAAUCCUGUAAAUGAAAAGCAGGCAGGUAGGGAUGUCAGGGGCCUUGGAUUGUCCAGCAUUUCGCAGCAAGCUGUUGUUGGAACUGGUCAAGUUCGCUCAAAACCCAAAGGUCAAGAUGGAAUCGGAGGGCUGUAUUAUGGCACUGAUGUUGGCUCUUCUGAAGAACAAUUUGACCGGCGCAGCAACUUUUAUUCAAGCAAGGAUGUUCGGCCAUCAGGACCUGUACGUUUGGAUAGCGCACUUCUUCCAACUCCUUCCAUUAAUUCUGAUAGAAUUGGUAGGCCUUCAUCAAACAGAAGUUGGAAGCACUCCGAGGAAGAAGAAUAUGUGUGGGAUGACGUACAUUCUCAAGCAGCAGAUUAUGGUGGUAACAAUACUGUAAGAAAAGGAGAAUGGAUGGCCGAUGAUGGCAACGCUAAGUUUGCAAGCCUCCAAAGGGCUAAAUGGCCUGAGGUGGGAGCUGUUGAACAUUUAGACCCAAACAUACAUAAACUAGAUAGCUUACCAAGAUUUGGACUUGCCACAGGUCAAGAUAGAAGACAUGCAGCAUACUUGGAUCAUGAAGAGUACAUUCAUGGUAGGCAUGAGGUGGAACCAAGAAUUGAUAGGGAAAUUAGGCCUGAUGGACAACAGCUCCCACCGCAUCGAAGUUCCUCUCUCUGGGUGUCGCAGGAAAAAGUACACCCAGACAUUGGGCUGGAUCCUAGGAUAUCAAGGUUUUCCAAUCAGCCAGGAGAAAGGUCUACAAUUUAUACUGGCACCAUGUCAGCAAGUAUCACUUCAUCUGUAUCUGUUGGGUUAUCAGGAGCCUAUGCUGGAAGAUCAAGCCUAGAUAGUGCAAACAGUGUACCAACAAGAUCAACUGAGACCUUUGGGCAGCAGAAGCACAGAUAUUGGUCAUCUUCCCCUCCACCAGUUCACUCACCUUCAUCUACUGCACCCUUUGCACAUCAGAGUUCUCCAAAUCCUGCUGAGCCUGAUUUUUAUCCCUCCAGACCAUUUUCUCAAUUGGGCCAAAAUCCUCAAGAGGAAUAUAGCCAAAGAGUGGCAGCAUUUGCUAAAGAUUCUCAUUUUAUUGCUCAGAAUGCUGGACUUACUCAGGGACAACCUAGUCUACAGGCAACCCAGCAGGCACAAAAAUAUCCUACCUUACAGUCAAAGCCACAUAUCAAGCCAACUGAUCAAGUGCAGGCAAGCUUUUCACGUGAAAAUUCUCCUUCGCUGUGCAGACCUUCCAUCCAGCUUGGAGAAGUCUCUUUGCCCACUGAUUCCACCCCUAUAAGGUCAGAUUUGACAGGUGCUAGUAAUUUGUUGGCUGGUCUCAUUAAGAGUGGGUUCAAACCAAAUAACCCCGGCGAUCUUGCAAGUUUGAGGGCACAGCCUCUUGUUCCGAGUGGACCACUUCCACAUACUCUGCCAUCUGCUCCAAUGGCUUCUUCAUCACUGCAAAAUGCAGCUGGUGAAAAUACCACUCUGCAAACUCAGAUAACCAACACUGCGCGUCCACCUUUACCACCGGGUCUGCCACCACCUCCAUCAACACAGAGUGCGGAGAAAGCUGCACCUCUCUCAAGUCUUCUCAGUUCCCUGGUUGCAAAGGGAUUAAUCUCUACGCCAGCCACUGAUUCAUCCACCGCUGUCCCUUCACAGCCAAAUGAAUCAAGUGUCAAUGCUACAAAUGUCACAGCUGCAGCUAUGCCUUUGCCAGCUCAGAUGCCUUCAGUUGGUAAGGAGGCAUCUAAUUCAGUUUCAUCUGCCCCAACAAACGUUUUGUUACUCAAAGCUGUUGAAAUCAAGACAGGUGACCUUAUUGGCCUGGAGUUCAAGCCAGAGAAACUUCGUAAGUACAAUGAACAUGUGAUUAGCAGCCUCUUCGGUGACCGAAACUAUCAGUGUAAAAUCUGUGGUGAGAGGUUCAGUCUUGAAGAAGAAUUGAGGUCACACACGACAUGCGGUGGGUCAAGGGCAUCUGAGACUAGCUUUGCUGGAAUUGCACCUAAAAAAUGGUACCCUAGCAAGAACAGUUACAUUGAUGGAUCAAAUGAAAUGGAGGACAGCGCUGAGGCAUCUGAUGUGGAUUUAAGUUCUGGGGAAGUGUGCGAGUUUAUGGUCCCGGCAGAUGAGAACCAAAUCAUCUGUGCACUAUGUGGGGAGCCAUUUGAUGACUUCUAUUCUAUUGAGAAGGGGGACUGGAUGUACAAGGACACAGUAUUUCUGGAGUUCCCCAAUGGAGAAAGCAACUGCGGAAGCAAUGUUGAGGGCAAAGAGCAGGUGCCCAUAGUUCAUGUAAGAUGUAUGCCAAAGGACUCAAAUGACGGCAUGGAGGUGGACUAGCAUAUUAUCGUGUACAGCAGCUGAAGCAGCCAGCUAAGUCUACUGGGGGCAUUGAGAUGGAGGGAGCGAAGAGGUUUGCACGAGGAAAUGUGCAAUGGCAGCUCAUCUGUUGCAAUGGGGCUGAUGUCAUACAUGUAAAUGGAUUAGUGGGAAAGGUAGUAUUGAAAACAAAAUUUUGGUCAAGAGCUGAAAUCGUCCAUUUGUUUUAUCGUGCCCUGUAGAAAGUGCUUUACACAAAGAAUAAAGCCCCCCAAGGAGCACUUUGGCCAUGUGAAUGAGAAUAAUCGAAAUCCUAAUAUUUUUGGUCUCCAUCAGAGGGAUCUUUCUGAUGACAGAAAGAAAAGCUUUGUAAGAGCAUGUCAAAAGAGUGUAUUGUUUAUUUACGAGGAAAAGGGGGAUGAUGCCCCGCAUGUAAUUCAGACACUGGUUUCUGACGGACACUUGCUCUCAUCAUUUUGAGUAGGGAUUUUGUACUUGAGAAGAAACUGAUAGUAAUAUAACAUGAUAGGAAGGGCAAAAUGGGUUAGUUGUGAUUGAUUUGCUAGACCUGUCGUCCUAUUUUUCUUUCCAGUGCCAUAUGUUUCUGGUAACGCGUUUUCGAGUUGCAUAGAUGAAAUUCGACAGACAACAAA
Panicum virgatum (switchgrass) is the source of this 6606-nucleotide messenger RNA. RefSeq lists its product as uncharacterized. Gene Ontology annotation, biological process: termination of RNA polymerase II transcription; protein phosphorylation. The coding region runs from base 236 to 5974 and encodes 1912 amino acids. The record is from RefSeq and is a predicted model, not a curated record. NCBI's taxonomy places the organism in Eukaryota, Viridiplantae, Streptophyta, Magnoliopsida, Poales, Poaceae. The transcript is spliced from 23 exons. Gene Ontology annotation, molecular function: protein kinase activity; mRNA binding; RNA polymerase II complex binding. Gene Ontology annotation, cellular component: cytoplasm; mRNA cleavage factor complex.